This is a messenger RNA of Erpetoichthys calabaricus (reedfish), 5810 nucleotides long. It is a transcript of the gene arsa, whose product is annotated as arylsulfatase A. The coding region runs from base 207 to 1757 and encodes 516 amino acids. The transcript is spliced from 8 exons. The record is from RefSeq and is a predicted model, not a curated record. Gene Ontology annotation, molecular function: arylsulfatase activity. Lineage: Eukaryota; Metazoa; Chordata; Cladistia; Polypteriformes; Polypteridae.
AGUAAUCGGAGUCGCGUUCUGUCUCUUGUAACUUGCAUUUAAGGAAAUAAUGUUGCAAAUACUUGUUCAAUGAAGAGCGGCUAAAAUACGUUUAUAAGAGAGACAUUACUGCUUUUGGAAGGAGGAAACUUUUUUCAUUUAAUCACAUACGGAAAAAUCACGCUAGUUUGUUUUGGCCCGUAAAACUCUGUUCCCAUGUCAAGAAAAUGAAUCGAUACUACAGAAAAUGCCGUAAUAGCAACAUGCACUGUGUGAUCGUUUGCCUGCUCGUUAUAGUAGGCCGGGCGCUGUGCCUCACAACACGUCCAAAUAUUAUCUUGAUUUUUGCAGAUGAUUUAGGAUAUGGAGAUUUAGCGUGUUACGGGCACCCAACUUCUGGUACUCCAAAUCUGGAUAAAUUAGCGGCACAUGGACUUCGCUUCACCGAUUUCUAUAGCGCCAGCCCCGUAUGCACUCCUUCCAGAGGAGCUCUUUUAACAGGCCGCUAUCAAACCCGCUCUGGACUAUAUCCUGGGGUGCUGUAUCCUGGGUCCAAAGGUGGGCUUCCUCUCAAUGAAACUACAAUUGCUGAAAUUCUGAAACCCCUGGGAUAUGCCACUGCUAUGGUUGGAAAAUGGCAUCUGGGUUUUGGGGUUAAUCGAACCUUUCUUCCUGUUCACCAAGGAUUUGACACCUUUCUUGGUGUACCUUAUUCUCAUGACCAGGGUCCCUGCCAGAGUCUGACCUGUUUUCCUCCAGACAUCAAGUGCUAUGGAAUGUGUGACCAGGGCGUAGUCCCACUACCCUUGCUAUUAGAUGACAAGAUAAUACAACAGCCUGUUUACUUUCCUGAACUUGUGCCUCAGUACAACAAGUUUGCAUCUGACUUUAUCACCCUCUCUGCAAAGCACGAUCAACCAUUCUUUCUCUACUAUGCAUCAGAUCACACCCACUACCCUCAAUUUGCAAGCAUUAAAACAACUGGGAAGUCAUUAAGGGGACCAUUUGGCGAUGCACUAAUGGAAUUUGACAAUUCUGUAGGGAUCAUUAUGAAAACGCUGAAAGAUAAUAACAUUCUUAACAACACAUUUGUUUUCUUCACCAGUGAUAAUGGGCCUGAACUAAUGCGCAUGUCUCGUGGUGGAAAUGCUGGGCUCCUGAAGUGUGGAAAAGGAACAACAUAUGAAGGAGGAAUAAGAGAACCAGCUAUCGCCUACUGGCCAGGAAAAAUCCAACCAGGUGUCACACAUGAGCUGGCAAGUACUUUAGAUCUGCUGCCUACUAUUGCAACACUUGUUAAAACAAAGCUUCCCAAAGUACAGCUGGAUGGAUAUGAUAUGGGAGAUAUCCUGUUCAGACAAAGCAUGGGCAAAAGAAAAACCAUGUUCUAUUAUCCGGUUGACCCUAGUGAGAAGCUUAGUGUCUUUGCAGUACGCUAUGGAAAGUACAAGGCACAUUACUUUACAAGAGGAGCUUCACAUAGUGACACAACUCCAGACCAUGACUGUCACCUUAGUGCUUUUUUGAAAGCUCAUGAUCCACCCUUGCUUUUUGACUUGGAGUCUGAUCCAUCUGAGAACUACAACCUUGUCAACAAUGCUUCCAUGGCUGAACUUAAGCCUGUCCUAGACAUGAUCCAACAGGUGAAAGUAGAAUUUGAGAAGUCAAUGGUGUUUGGUGAGAGCCAAAUUGGAAAAGGGAUAGACCCAGAAUUGGAACCAUGUUGUGACCCAGCAUGCACUCCAAAGCCUACAUGCUGUCAGUGCUCUCCUUUGUAAAGAAUGUACAGUAUAAGUGAGUAAGCUAGAACUCACAAAUGCAUUCUGUCAAAGAAACCAUUUCAAUAAGUGUCUUUAAAUGUAUCUAAUAAUAAGAAACACACCAUGUGGGUUUCCUUAAAUUCAGUCCUGGAGUGCUACUGUGGCUGCAGGUUUUCACUCUGACCGUUUUCUUAUUUAGUGACCAGGUUUUGCUGCUAAUUAACUCUUUUGCCUUAAUUUACGUUGACUUGCUAUUUAAGUCUCAGGCCCUUUGUUCCUUAAUGUUUGUUUCCUUAAUUAACAGCCAAACACAAUGAGUUACAAAACGAGCCAACACUUAACUAACUAAUCUGUGUCCAUCAUACACAGUAUUUAAAAAAAAAAGAAAGGAGAAGGUCUCAGUAAUGUUGUCCACUCACUUCCACAAAAUAUUUUGACAGUGUUCUUAGAAAAAAGAAAAUCAACAGUUUUAGAAAUGUCUGCUGUGGCAGAAUACAAACAUCAACAAGCCAUGAAAUUAAAUAAUGGGUUUAAUCAACAACAAGAAUCAGCUUCUAAUUAGGAAACUUAGUUGGUCAUCUAUUUUCUCACUUCACAUCUUGUUAUGUUCAACCGGUGUCGCAUAUUAUUUGUUUUGGCAACCCAAAACAUUUGUUUUGUUUUUGGUUGCUAAUUCCCUCAGUUGUGUUCUUGUAAUUUUAGUGGAGAAUGUUAUACAUCAUGCAAAAUAGGGGCAUAAUAGAAUUCCUUUGUAGUUUUUCUUGGACUCUUUGUUAUCUUUCUCUAUCAUUAAUAUCUUAUCUCUCUUAUCUAUUACUCUUUAUUUUAUUUUCAACAACAUGCUCUACUUUCAUUGAUCUGUAUUCUAAACACACUUAUUCUACUCCAGACUAUGUUGAGACAUAUCUUAUCUCUAGAACCCUGGGCACAAGGUAGGAGACAACUUUGAAUAUAGAUUCACACACAAAGCCAUAUUCUCACUCAUACGGGUACAGUUUAGAUUUUCCUCUAAACUUAAAAUAAUGCUUUUGGAUUGAAUGUUGAAUCAAUCUCCCCAAGUAGACCCACCAAGUAGAAUUACAGUUCACUGUAGGUUACUGAUAAUUUAAUAUUUAUUAAUGUGCAUAAAUAUCAGUAAUAUUUCUAAUUUCUCUUUUAACAUCUUGAAUUCAUGAAGUAUACUCUCAAAUCUUUAGAACCCUGCUACAACACAUUAUUAUUAUUAUUAAAUAUUGUAAAGACCUGAGAUGUCAUUGCAGUAAUGUUAGCAAGUGCAUUGAGUUUUAUAUGAAAUUUCUUUUUAUAAAAGUGAUGACACAAAGAUUGUGCUGUUUUUAUUGAUGUGCAGUUUUAGAUAGAUAGAUACUUUAUUAAUCCCAAGGGGAAAUUCACAUACUCCAGCAGCAGCAUACUGAUAAAGAAAAUAUUAAAGAGUUAUAACAAUGCAGGUAUACAGACAGACAAUGACUUUGAAUAAUGUUAACAUUUAUCCCCCCCGGGUGGUAUUAAAGAGUCUUUUAAAGAUAAUAAUGAGACAAUUUCAUAUACUAUAUAUUUAUUAUUUUAUUUUGCUGCUUUGUUAACAUUGCAUCAUGGAUGGGUACUUCCAUUUAGUCAGUAAAAACAUACAACUGUUUAAUGUAAAUUCUAUUCAAUUGCCAAUCACUGUCAUUUAAAGUGUAAGCAUUUUUAUUUAUUAACAGUUAACAGUGCAGUCUGUUUCUCAAACACCUUCAGCAUACCACAUCCUGUUACAAGAGUGUUUUAACAAAACAGUAUAGUGGAUGUGUCUGAUUAAAAAAUAAUAAACAUAUUUUUAAAUAUAAUUUAAGUGCAUAUCAUCUAUUCUAUUUGAUUUAGCAUUUUAUUUUAUUGUUGUGCCUCUUAACAAGAUGUGUUCAACAUAGGAAUGUUUAGUAUGUUUAUUUUGUCAAUCUGAAUAUUGGCCCAGUAUUAUUUUAGCUUGUUUGCCUUUAAACCUUUAUCACCAUAGGUUCUAAAAAUGAUUUCGUUCUGACAAAAAAUAUUUGUUUAAUUGAAAUGAAAGCUAAUUGUGAAAUUUUUACAAAUAACUUAUAUAUACAUAGUACUAUGACUUGAAAAACCAUUCUACUUCCAUCCCUUCUUUCACAUAAAUGAUUGUCACAACUUGGGGGUUCAUCAGUUUGACUGGGAAUACAGUAUUCAAUUGUAAAUCAAACACUCUUCUGCCCCAAAAAGAAAGAAAAUUAUAAACAUUUACGACAUUAAAAUGAAAUGUCAACAGUUUGUAAGUAUUUGUGGAAAAUCUGAACCUGCCUGUAAGACCUCCGUUAGAGGGGAGUAUUUAUCCUUGAUAAUUAACUGAGGACAGGUGAUUUUCCCCCCAUUUACUCCACAGGUGGAGACCUUCAACAAAUUGGGUGAGUUUGUCAAAUGAACAAUGCAUUUUACCUGAGAAGGGUUAUCCUUACAUUUACAUUACAUUUAUUCACUUGGCAGGCACUUUUAUUUUAUUUAUAAAGGAGGUCAACACAAUUAGACGAAUAUCAGUCUGGGAAGUGUUUUGAAAUGGGUGUUACAGGACAAGAUUACAAAGUUCACAGAAGAGCUCUAAACCAGACAGCACCAGAAGACUUAUUAAUUAGACAGAUAUCCGCUGAAAAAGAGUCUUAACACACUUCAUAACACAGUGAAGGAAUCGGGAGUUUGAUGGUGGUGGGCAGUUCAUUCUACCAGCUAGUAGCUAUGCAUGAGAAAUCCAGUUUGAGCUUUGAUGUCAAGCAGAGAUGGCAUCACCAGAUACCAUUCACUAGCACCCCAAAGUGGGCAAGAAAGAGCAUAGGACCUCAUGAGUGGUGUCAACACAUUGAUAACUAUGUAAGCAAGCAUCAAGGAUUUAAACUUAAUGUACCGGCAGCCAGUAUAGAAACCUGAAAAGAGGAAUGACAUGUGCCUGUCUUGGCAGGUUAAACACAAGACACAAUGCUGUAUUUUAAAUAACCUGCAGGGGAUUGUAGUAGUCAAGGCCUGACAAGACCAAUGGCUGAACCAGAAGAUGUGCUGCAUAUUCUGUCACAUACACUUGACCCUACAGAUGUUAUAAAGUGAAUCUGUAUGAACGAGAGACAGUUGCAUUGUGGUCAGUGAAGGACAGCAGGUCAUUAAUCACCAUCCCAAGGUUGUGUAACAAAUUUACAAAGGGUAUAAACACUUUUAACUCACAUAAUUUUGAUUUUUCCUUUUUAGCAAAUUGUUAAAAGGUUUCAGUAUGUUUCUUGUGGUUUGGCAUGAUGUAUGCUAUUUUGUCGAUCAGCUGGAAAAUUCGUAUUUUUAUAUACUGUAUUAUAAGUAGCCUCCAAAAUGUGGAGUACCUUUCAAGGCAUAUACUGUACACUCCAGGAUACGGUGUUUGAACUCUGCACUGGUCAUGGGUUUAUGUGGAGUUCGCACCCCUGUGUCUGCAUGUUUUGUUGUGUUUUUUUCCCGUGUAUUCUGUUUUUUCUCUCACAUCCCAUAGAUUGAUUAGCGAUUUCAGAUUAACUCCUAGCCAGUGUAUGUUUGUUAGUGGGCCCUGCAAUGGACUAGCACCAACCCAAGGCUGUUUUCUGCUUUAAGGCCCCAGCCAACCUUGAAAUGGAUAAAGCUAGAUAAGGAGAAAAAUAUAAAACAGGAUAAGAGAAAUCUUUAUAGUUUAUCAUUUUUAUUUCAAGUGAAUGUCAAGUUUUUGAAGAAUUAAAAAAAAAAUAAAAUUGGGAUAGAUUUAACAUUGUUUAAAUUGUAAUGGAAUGGUUUGUAAUGUUAUUGUUGCAAUUUUAAAAUCUAAAAAAUGUAAAGUCUUUUCAGAGGUUAUGACUACAUCUUCAGAAAUGUAUAUCUUUGUUCCAGUUUGGAAGAAAACGGCAUUGGCUGCACAUGCAACAGUACAGAGUAAAACUGAUUGUUGUCUUUUAAAUUGUCAAACUCAAAAAUCUAUGAUUUUUUUUUUAAACUGUUUUCUGUUAAGCAUCCAUCCAUCUGAAUGGAUGGAUGUUUUCUGUUUAAUAUUUAUGAUAAUGUAAAGUCAAAAGCUUUCUGGAGUAUCAAUGAAUA